AUGAUCCGACCAGGCUCCAAGGAGUCACAAAUUUAUGAUAACAAUAGUCAGAAAGUUUAUCCUCAGCCAAUUGAUGAAACUAUGAAUCAGAACAUGGACACGAUGGACAGUAUGAUUGGAAGGAUAUUCAACAACAUAUCCUCUUUAAAAGCUGCAUACAUUCAGCUGCAGGAAGCUCACACCCCUUAUGACCCGGACAAGAUCCAAACUGCUGAUAAGCUUGUCAUAGAUGAGCUCACGAGGCUUUCAGAACUCAAGCAUACUUACAGAGAGAAAAAUCCUAAGCCAGUAGCAGCAUCACCUCAAGAUUCACGCUUGCUUUCUGAAAUACAGGAGCAGCAGAACUUGCUAAAGACAUAUGAGGUCAUGGUGAAGAAGUUCCAGUCACAGAUCCAGAAUAGAGAUACCGAGAUUACCCUUUUACAGCAGCAAAUCGAUGAGGCGAAGCAUCGGAAAUCAAAGCUGGAGAAGAAAUUGAAACAGAGGGGCUUACUUAACAAAGAAUCUGAGGAAUCUGAUGAAGAAGAGAACUACUUCUCUAUUGAGCUGACACCAAGUUUAUUUACAUCUGCUGCUGAUAAUGCAUACCAAUCAAUACACGAUUUCUCAAAGCCCUUGAUCAACAUGAUGAAAGCUGCUGGGUGGGAUCUCGAUGCGGCUGCUAACGCAAUUGAACCUGAUGUAGUUUACACAAGGAGAGCUCAUAAGAAGUAUGCAUUUGAGUCCUAUAUCUGCCAAAGAAUGUUCAGUGGUUUCCAUGAAGAGAGCUUUUCCAUCAAGGCUGCUACUGCCAGUGUGUCCAAUGAGGCUUUCUUCCACCAGUUCCUUGCAGUGCGAGCCAUGGAUCCUCUUGAUGUAUUGAGCCAGAACCCAGAUUCGGUUUUCGGGAAGUUCUGCAGAAGCAAAUACCUGUUACUUGUGCAUCAAAAAAUGGAAGGCUCUUUCUUCGGUAACAUGGAUCAGAGAAACUACGUCAUGAGCGGUGGCCAUCCAAGGACAGCUUUCUAUCAGGCAUUUCUCAAGUUGGCGAAGUCCAUAUGGUUAUUGCAUAGGCUGGCAUACUCUUUCGAUCCAAAGGUCAGGGUCUUCCAAGUGAAAAAGGGAAGCGAGUUCUCGGAGAUUCACAUGGAAAGUGUGGUGAAGAACAUGGUCUUGGAUGAAAGUGCCGACAGGCCUAAAGUAGGUUUAAUGGUGAUGCCUGGUUUCUUGAUUGGGACUAGCGUCAUACAGGCCCGAGUGUACCUUUCAGAUGUUAAAUAUGCUGACUGA
Triticum turgidum subsp. durum (durum wheat) is the source of this 1269-nucleotide messenger RNA. The record is from the annotation of a GenBank genome assembly. NCBI's taxonomy places the organism in Eukaryota, Viridiplantae, Streptophyta, Magnoliopsida, Poales, Poaceae.